AUCCAUACGGCUUCAUAUUUCAACAAAGCUGAUACAGCUAUAUACUCCAUGACAAAUCUAAGGCUUAAUAUACUUAGGUAUCUACGGGCAUUCUUUAUCCCGGACUCUUCAUUGCAUUCCCGACAAAAAUGGAUCCUUGGAUUGAUUAAUUUGGCAGCAGUGGUGAUAUUCUGGGUGCUGUCUAGCUUCUUGGUGAAUGCUAUUGUCGAAGACGACAGCUAUAGAAAGCCAUUCUUUAUCACAUAUAUCAAUACCAGUUGCUUUUGUUUCUAUAUAAUACCGUAUUUGAAACUUGAACGGUUGUCUGUCAAGGAAUUUAUACAAAAGUUGAAGGAUGAUUAUAAUAGACCAAAAACUAUAGCUGGGAACGACGAAGAGAGGAUGCUCAGGUACGGAUCUCAAUGCGGAUCGCAAACCGAUUUGACGGAGGAAGAAUCCAACGUUUUGCAUAUUAUCGACUCAAAUCCUGAGGCUAAACUGGAUAACGAAAUGGAGAUAGGCAGUUAUGAGACGGUUAAAUUAUCAUUACAGUUUCUUAUAUUGUGGUUUUCAGCUAAUUUAGUGACAAAUGCUUCAUUGUCAUACACUUCUGUCGCAUCUCAAACGAUAUUGUCAUCAACUUCGUCUUUCUUUACUUUAAUUAUUGGAUACUUGGUGGCUAUAGAAAAGAUUAACCAGAAUAAAGUGGUGGGCAUAUUACUUAGUUUUACCGGUGUGUUGUUGGUCACCAAGAUAGACACACAAGAAGACAAUCCAAAUACAAACAUGCCUACAUUACUCGUAUUAUGGGGAAAUAUCUUGGCAUUAUCAGGAGCACUAAUCUACGGGAUCUACACCAUCCUCCUCAAGCACAAGAUCUCCAUCCCCAAUUCCAAGAAGGAAAAGAACUUGAACACCCAUUUGUUCUUUGGAUUCGUGGGAAUUUUCUGUUUUGUGUUCUUAUGGCCAGUUCUCAUAUUACUUCACAUUUUCGAGGUGGAAACAUUUGAAUUACCACCGACAAGAGACAUCACUACCAUGAUGAUAGUCAAUGCAGCCAUAACAUUCAUUAGUGAUUUCUGUUGGUGUAAUGCUGUGUUGUUGACCAGUCCAUUGACGGUUACUGUCGGGUUAUCCAUGACUAUCCCACUAGCCAUGAUUGGCGAUUGGGUGAUUAAAGGAAUGAAUGUCAAUAUUUGGUAUAUUUUUGGGGCUGGUGUAGUCACUGCGGGAUUUCUUAUUAUUAACAAGGAUGAGGAAGACGAUUUUGUAAUAGACGAGUAGUGUACAUAGAGCUAACUAAUAUCAUAGAUUGACCG
This is a messenger RNA of Spathaspora passalidarum NRRL Y-27907, 1298 nucleotides long. RefSeq lists its product as uncharacterized. The record is from RefSeq and is a predicted model, not a curated record. The transcript has a single exon. Gene Ontology annotation, biological process: regulation of peptide transport. Lineage: Eukaryota; Fungi; Ascomycota; Pichiomycetes; Serinales; Debaryomycetaceae. Bases 49 to 1263 code for a protein of 404 amino acids. Gene Ontology annotation, cellular component: membrane.